Drosophila hydei is the source of this 3432-nucleotide messenger RNA. Its product is annotated as inactive dipeptidyl peptidase 10. Gene Ontology annotation, molecular function: serine-type peptidase activity; dipeptidyl-peptidase activity. The transcript has 9 exons. The coding region runs from base 1 to 2970 and encodes 989 amino acids. NCBI's taxonomy places the organism in Eukaryota, Metazoa, Arthropoda, Insecta, Diptera, Drosophilidae. The record is from RefSeq and is a predicted model, not a curated record. Gene Ontology annotation, biological process: proteolysis.
AUGGUUGAAAUACAAAAGCCGCACUCGGCUCUCAAGCGUCCAUCGGUUAAGCGCGAAACAGUUGUCGUUAACAAUAGUGCACCAACCAUCAAGAAGGUGACUCUGGUGCCCAAGGAUGAGGAAUUGGUGGCCAUAUCGCCGGAGCGUCGCAAUUGGCGUGGCAUUUUCAUAGCUCUGCUGGUCAUUGCCGCCGUCUUCAGCUUGAUUAUAUUCUCGAUAUUUCUGCUAUCGCCGGAGGAUGAGGGACUGCGCAUUCGUGGACGCCGCAUGCUGCCCAGCGACAUUCUGAGCAAGAGCUUGCAAUGGAAGCCAUUCAAUGGCACCUGGAGCAAUGAUCACGAGUUGAUAUAUCGCGAUCCGACUGGCGGCUUAUCCAUACUCAAUAUGACGGACUACACCACGCGCAUUCUUAUGACCAACUCCACAUUUCGUCAAUUGAAUGCCGAAUCGUUUUUGGUGGCACCAGAUCAGAAGUACGUAUUGCUCCAGUCGGACAGCAAUGCCGAAGGUUCCAGACAUCAUGUUUACGAGGUGCAGACCGCCAACACAUUUCCUUUGGGACCAACGGAGAAUAUUGCCGAGGCACCGCGUCUGCAGCACGUGGUCUGGGCACCCAUCAAUCCGCCACCAGCGCCAACGGCAGCAGCUGGUGUCCAGGUGUCCACCAUGUCGCCUUUGCCCAGCGGUAGCAUCAUUUUAAAUAGUCUCGCUGGCGCUGCGGCUGGCGGUGCAGGCAAGCCAACGGCCACGACCAACGGCGGCGGCGCCAGUGGCUCUGCCAAUGGCAGCGGCCAGACCAACAGCAGUGGUGGUGGUGGUGCCAAGGCGGCCUAUACACUUAACCAGGCCAUUGCCUUUGUGCACCACAACGACAUCUACUACAAGCCCAAGGUGCAGGGCGAACUCGUCUGCCGCAUCACACAGACAGGCGCUGCGGGCAUCUUCUACAACGGUGUGCCUGAUUGGACGUACGAGAAUGUGCCGGAGCUCGAGAGUCGACGGAGCAGCAUUGCCUUCUCGCCGGACGGAAUGUUCCUUGCCUUUUUCAGCUUCAACGACAGCGAAGUCAAUGAGUAUAAAUACACGUGGAUGGGCGAUAAUGUCAAGUACCCGGCGGUGCUGAGUCAGCGCUAUCCGAAGGCGGGCGCACGCAAUCCGAACGUGACCGUCAAUGUGGUCAAUUUGUCGGUGAUCAAGUAUAUAUUUCCCACCCAGAUCAAGCUGCCCGGGGAUCUGGGCAAUGGCAGCUAUGUGGGUGGGCUGACCUGGGCAUCGCCCAUUGAUCUGUCCGUGACGAUAACCAGCCGUGAUCAGACCAAGGCCACAACAGUCAUCUGCCGGGCACCACACUUCCACUGCCAGGUGGUGCACACCGAGGUGACCAUCAACGACGGCUGGGUGCUGCCUGCCGAGCAACCAAUCUUUUCGGCGCGCAUCGGUGCCCAGCUGCGUGGCAGCCAGCUGCGCCAGCUCCAGGAGAUGGCCACCGGCGAUGCUGGCAUGGACGACAGCCAGGCGAACGUGACCAACGGGCAGACAACGUAUGAGAUCUCGAACGGCGGCUAUCUGCUGAAGCGUCUGCCGGUGCGGGAUGGCGAGCAUGGACAUUAUCGACAUGUGGUGUUCAUAUCGUCGCUGGAUCGGCGCCCCGUCCCACUGACCAUGGGUCGAUUCGAGGUCACCGAAAUUGUGGGCUGGGACGAGCAGCGCGAAAUCGUUUAUUUUAUGGCUGCUCCUGAAAGGCGACCGGGCGAACGUCACCUCUACAAGAUCAGCCUUAAACUAAACGUCACCGAAACGAAUCGCACGUAUAUCACCUCAACGCAGCCCACCUGCCUCACCUGCGACAACACGGAGUCCACCUAUCGCCUGCAUCGCGCACGCAGCACCAACGCCGCAGCCUGGCAGCGCGGAGAGAAAUGGGAGGACAUUGUCUCGCGCCUGGAGCCCGACGACUGCAUCUAUGACAUACCCAAGAACUGUUUGUAUAAUCGCGUCAAAUUCAGUCGCGACUAUAGCUACUACGUGCAGGAAUGCCUGGGUCCGGAGGCGCCCAGCGUUUACCUAGUGGAGACGUCCAGCAACGAGAAGAUCUUUGUGCUCAAUGCGGGCGAUGUGCUGCGCCAUCGGCUAACCCAGCUGGCCAUACCGCAGACGCGCACCUUUAGCGUCGAGAUACGCCACGGCUUUCAUGCGCAGGUACGUCUCUAUUUGCCGCCAGGUAUGCGCGAGGAGGAGGAAGUCGCCUUCCCACUGGUCCUACACGUCGACGCUGCGCCCGGGUCCCAGCUGGUCACGGAGCGCUUUCAGGUCGAUUGGAAUUGGUAUCUGUGCAGUCAGCGCAGCUUCAUUGUUGCCCAAAUCGAUGGACGCGGCAGCGGCUAUCAAGGUGAACUGCUGCGCACCCAGGUGCACGGCAAGCUCGGCACCGUCGAGGUCGAAGAUCAGCUCGGCGUGCUCACCUAUUUGCGCGACAAUCUCAAGUUCAUUGAUCCACUGCGCAUCUGCGCCUUCGGCUGGGGCUAUGGCGGCUACGCCGCCUCCAUGAUGCUCAUCGAUGACUCGCAGCAGGUGCUCCAGUGCGCCGUUGCCAUCAAUCCCAUUGUCAGCUUUGGCUACCAUUAUUCGUUUUUCACGGAGCGCUAUAUACCGCUAAAGGGUGAUUACUUGCGCGCUCUGCAGGAGUCGGAUCUGACCAUGAAGGCGGGCAAUAUAAAGGGACGGAAUCUGAUGUUGAUGCAUGGCACGGCGGAUACGCUGGUGCAUCAGGAGCAUACGUUGAUGCUGGUGCGGGCAUUGGUCGAUCAGCAGGUGAAGUUCCGCCAUCAGGUGUAUCCCGAUGAGGACCACGCGAUCACCAGGUCGCUGAGUCAUGUGUAUAAGACCAUGGAAUGGUAUUUCGAUGAGUGCUUCGGCCCCGUCGACGACAACGAGUGGGACCCAACGGGUCUGUUUGUGUUUAAACAAUAAUUAAGACCCCCCUACGAUCCUUACGACGAGGAUCCGCUGGCCAAUCAGCUAAUCGAUAUCGAUCUCGAUCCCGGCGAGCGGCACAAUCAGACAGCAGCCGCCACCACGCCGCUCUCAGCCCUGGACGAGCUGGACAACAGCCUGCAAGCUCUCGACCUCAUGACCUCAUCGGCAAUGACCCUUAGCAAAGUCUCCAACAAGCUGUGCAACUACAGCAGCAAGCGCAAGCUCCAACAGACCGAAACGACGCUGGCCAAAAAGAUGCGCAUCAUUCACCAUUAGCAAGUCCAAUGCUAAGCUCUCGCGUGCUGUAUAAGAGUGUGUGCAUGUGUAUAAGAGUGUGUUUGCUUGUGUGUGUGUGACUCUUUCUUUUAAAUACAUGUUUAAAACGGAAAACGAAAAAAAUGUGGGCAUUUUUAGUGUCUUAUGACUACAAAUAUGCUUGGUAUUUUUUUUAGUAUG